AUGGAAACCAGCCCUGAGAACCCUCCUGCCGCUCUUUUUGAUACCACUGAUAUUAUUCUACUAAGCGCUAUUGGUCUUGGCACCUUGGCUUGGUUUACUAGACACCAGAUUGCAGACUUGCUAUUUGGUAAGAAACAACAAGCUUCUUUGACCAACGCUCCUACUACACCCAAAAGAGAAAAAAAUUUUGUCAAAGUGAUGGAACAACAGGGUCGAAGAGUGAUUGUAUUCUAUGGGUCACAAACAGGUACAGCAGAAGGCUAUGCUGCCCGUUUGGCCAAGGAAUGCUCUCAGCGUUUUGGUGUGAGCUGUAUGACAGCAGAUUUGGAAUUGUAUGACUUGACCUAUUUGGAUCAGGUACCUGAAGACAAGCUAGUCAUUUUCCUCUUGGCUACUUACGGCGAAGGUGAUCCUACAGACAAUGCUGUAGAGUUUUGGGAUUUAUUGACUGAAGAAGAACCUAUGUUUUCUGAAGGUAAUGAACGUCUAUCCAAUUUGAAAUAUGUCAUGUUUGGUUUGGGAAACAAGACAUAUGAGCAGUACAAUGCAGUCUCUCGCCGCAUUGAUCAACAGCUCUUGAAGCUCGGUGCGAAGCGUAUUGGUGAAGCAGGCGAAGGAGAUGAUGAUGGAUCUUUGGAAGAGGAUUUUUUGGCUUGGAAGGAAACAAUGUGGCCUGCUUUUUGUAACGCAUUGGGUGUAGAUGAAAGUUCUGCUCGGUCGGGGCCUAGAGAACCCAUUUAUGCUGUUGAGGAAUUAGCUCAUUAUGAAAAGGGCGAUGUUUAUUUUGGCGAAUUAGCUGAAAGAACCAAGUCAGGCGCUAAGAUUGCUUAUGACGCUAAACGCCCUUAUAUUGCACCCAUUACCACACGUGAAUUAUUCCAUGGUACAGACCGUCAUUGUUUACAUGUUGAAGUGGAUGUCAGUAAUACAAAUUUGAGCUACACUACGGGUGAUCAUCUUGCUAUCUGGCCAACAAACAACGAAUCAGAAGUCAACCGUCUAGCUGCUGUAUUAGGGUUGACCGAUAAGUUAGACACGGUAGUCAUGGUCAAGGCAAUUGAUCCUACUGCACCCAAAAAGCAUCCUUUCCCUGUACCCACUACCUAUCGUUCCAUGUUUAGACAUUAUAUGGAAAUCUGCGCCCCUGUCUCUCGUCAAGUGCUCAAUUCUUUUGUGGAGUAUGCUCCUUCAGAAGAAUCCAAGGGUUUCUUGACUCAACUAGCAACGGAUAAAGAAAAAUACCGUAUUUAUGUGGGCGAUGCCUGCAGAAAUUUGGGAGAAGUACUUCAAUUAGUUACUGGUCAUGACACAAAACCAGGUUUGUUUAGCCAGGUUCCUUUUGACUUGAUUGUUGAAACGAUUGCUCGUAUGCAGCCUCGCUUUUAUUCCAUUUCUAGUUCCUCUAAAGAGAGCCCCAAACGCAUUACUGCUACUAUUGUCACAUUAUCCUAUGAACCAACACCUGAACGCACAGUCUAUGGUGUCAAUUCUAAUUUUCUUUACAACAUCCAGGCUAGCCAUCAUGGUAUCGCCAGUGAAGGUCCUACUUAUGACUUGGCUGGCCCUCGUCAAGCUUAUUUAGGUCCUGAUGGUCAUUGUUGUCGAAUUCCUGUUCAUGUCCGCCAUUCUCAAUUUAAAUUACCUCGUAACCCUACUGUACCUGUUAUCAUGAUCGGUCCAGGCACAGGUGUUGCUCCUUUCCGAGGUUUUGUUCGUGAGCGAGUGGUUGACAAACGUAACGGAAAACCUGUUGGCACCACUUUAUUGUUUUAUGGUAGUCGUCAUGCAUCUCAAGACUUUUUAUAUGCUGAUGAAUGGCCUCAACUUUUCGAAGAAUUGGGUGGUGAUUCUCGUAUUGUCACUGCCUUUUCUCGUGAUCAACCACAAAAGAUUUAUGUUCAACAUCGUCUCCAGGAACAAGCUGCUCACAUUUGGUCCUUAUUACAAAAAGGCGGCUAUAUCUAUGUCUGUGGUGAUGCAAAGAAUAUGGCUCGUGAUGUGAAUCAGACGUUUGUUGCCUGUGCUACUCAGAUUGGUGGUUUAACAUUAGCUCAAGCACAAGACUAUGUUAAGGGUUUAAGAACAACAGGUCGUUAUCAAGAAGAUGUUUGGAGUUAG
Messenger RNA from Gilbertella persicaria, 2118 nucleotides. RefSeq lists its product as uncharacterized. The transcript has 3 exons. The record is from RefSeq and is a predicted model, not a curated record. Gene Ontology annotation, cellular component: cytosol. Gene Ontology annotation, molecular function: NADPH-hemoprotein reductase activity; flavin adenine dinucleotide binding; FMN binding. NCBI's taxonomy places the organism in Eukaryota, Fungi, Mucoromycota, Mucoromycetes, Mucorales, Choanephoraceae. The coding region runs from base 1 to 2118 and encodes 705 amino acids.